AUGAACAGCGCACUGCCAUACAACUCGCUGCCUGGCCACCCGAGCCCCAGCACCGCCCACUGGGAGGGAGACGCUGCACGGAGACUCUCCUCUCCCCGGGCGCUCAGCCUCCUGCGUCCCCCCGCGCUGCCCCGUCGACCCUCGGCACCACCCGGGAUCCUGCUCUCACCAUUCCAGCAACAGCAGCAGCAGCAGGAACGCCUCUCUGUGUCGCUGUGCUCCGAGGCCUCGCUGGCGCCCCCGCCCCCACCUAGGGCAGCCCCGUGCUGCGCAGCCACGGGUACCACAGCCCUCCUGCGCCUGGGCCUCCUGCUCUUCAGCUGCCUCUUCUGGGCAGCUGGACUCGUGGUCCUCACCUUGGGAGUGUGGGCGCAAGUCUCCCUGGCUGACUACAUGCUGCUGUCAGCAAACAGCUACCCCAAUGCUGCGACCGUCCUGCUGGUGACAGGCGCCGCUGUCACCGCCUGGGGUUUCCUGGGCUGCCUGGGGGCUGCCGCCGAACUGCCCUGCCUGCUGCGCGCCUACGGCCUCUUCCAGCUCGCCGCCCUAGUGGCAGGGCUGGCUGCUGGCCUCUCGGGGCUCUUCUACCGCCAGGACAUCGCCGAGGGCUUCCGCAGUGGCCUGCAGCAGGCAGUGGCGGCAUAUGUGGAGGACGACAGCCGAGCUAACGCCCUGGAUAGCCUGCAGAGGGCGCUGGAGUGCUGUGGAGCUGAGGACUGGAGGGACUGGCUAUCCUCAGAAUGGUUGGCCCCGGACACCCGCUCGGACAACGCCUCCUCUGGCUCUGUGCCGGACAGCUGCUGCAUACGCCGCAAGGGCUGCAGGAAUCGGCCCCUGCCUGCAGGAGGCAGCAGCACAGCCGAGGAGGCCCGCAUCCAUCCCGACGGCUGCUUCCGCAAGGUUUUCAGCGUUGUCAAUGAUAAUGUGUUCCACAUUGCCGCCACCGUACUUGCCCUGGCCUUCACCCAAACUGCAGGCAUCGCCCUGGCCUGCCUCCUAGCCAAUCGGCUCGUCCCUAGAGCACGGCGCGAGAGGGGCCACUGA
Messenger RNA from Scleropages formosus (Asian bonytongue), 1044 nucleotides. Its product is annotated as tetraspanin-7-like. The record is from RefSeq and is a predicted model, not a curated record. NCBI's taxonomy places the organism in Eukaryota, Metazoa, Chordata, Actinopteri, Osteoglossiformes, Osteoglossidae. The transcript has a single exon. Gene Ontology annotation, cellular component: plasma membrane. The coding region runs from base 1 to 1044 and encodes 347 amino acids.